Molecule: messenger RNA, 4197 nt
Organism: Plectropomus leopardus (leopard coralgrouper)
Lineage: Eukaryota; Metazoa; Chordata; Actinopteri; Perciformes; Serranidae
Source: RefSeq, a predicted model, not a curated record
CGGUGCUUUUUUCACACAAGACUGUCUGACCCCCCCACCGACGAGCCACUUCCUCUUUUGUCUAAUUUCAUGGCGAUCGGGAGAGAGGGAACACCACCGACGCACGCACACUGUCUCAGCACUCCUGAAAGAGUUUAACCGGGUGUAAACUAAAUCGUAAAUCUGACUGGCACAAGGACAUUGUUCCCCAGGUGAAAUUACGUGGACAACACUGAAGGGGCUCCAUAGCACUUGGAUCUGUUCUUCUCUGUCCCAGGUUCAGACUGCGUAGUCUAUGGCUCUGAUGGACAAACACAAACAGGUCAAGCGGCAGAGACUUGACCGUAUUUGCGAGGCUACCAGCUCCCUUCCCUCCUCUGCAGUCUCACCAUUACCUCCUGCCCUCUAUCCAAGUAUCCGACCCCCAAUCCUGAACGGGCCAAUGCACCCACGGCCCCUGGUUGCCCUGCUGGACGGGCGCGACUGCACUGUGGAAAUGCCCAUCCUUAAGGAUGUGGCCACAGUGGCCUUUUGCGAUGCCCAGUCCACACAAGAGAUUCAUGAGAAGGUGCUAAAUGAGGCAGUGGCUGCUCUUCUCUACCACACCAUCACUCUGUCCAGAGAUGACUUGGAAAAGUUUAAAGGCCUGCGCGUGAUUGUCAGGAUUGGCUCUGGCUUCGACAACGUUGACAUCAAAGCAGCUGCUGAACUAGGCAUUGCAGUCUGUAACGUGCCAGCGUCCUCAGUGGAGGAGACAGCAGACACUUCGCUAUGUCUGAUCCUCAACCUGUACAGGCGAGUCACCUGGAUGCACCAGGCCCUCAGGGAGGGAACUCGUGCCUCCAGUGUGGAGCAGAUCAGGGAGGUAGCUGGUGGUGCAGCUCGUAUCCGGGGUGAGACGCUGGGCAUUAUCGGUCUAGGGCGUGUUGGCCAAGCGGUGGCUCUGCGGGCUAAGGCCUUUGGUUUUGGUGUGAUCUUUUAUGACCCCUACCUGCCCGAUGGUGUGGAGCGCUCACUGGGAUUGCAGCGUAUGGCCACUCUGCAGGACCUACUUAUCCACUCUGACUGCGUAUCCCUGCACUGCAGCCUCAACGAGCACAACCACCACCUCAUUAAUGACUUCACCAUCAAACAGAUGCGUCAGGGAGCCUUCCUGGUGAACACAUCAAGAGGCGGUCUGGUUGAUGAAAAAGCGUUGGCUCAGGCCCUGAAAGAAGGCCGGAUACGAGGGGCUGCCCUGGAUGUCCAUGAGACAGAACCUUUCAGUUUUUCAACAGGCCCUCUGAAGGAUGCCCCCAACCUGAUCUGUACCCCACAUACAUCCUGGUACAGUGAGCAAGCCUCUGUGGAGGCUCGCGAGGAGGCAGCCAGGGAGGUUCGCCGCGCCAUUACCGGGCGUAUCCCUGACAGUUUGAAGAACUGCGUCAAUAAGGAGUAUCUGAUGGCAGCCUCUCAGUGGCCCAGCAUGGAGGCUGCCACUGUUCACCCAGAACUUAAUGGAGCCACUUACAGAUUUCCCCCAGGUCUGAUCAAUGUCGCAGCUGCAGGGGGUCUCCCAGGAGCAGGCGCAGGGGUUGAAAGCCUUGUUACAGGAACCCUGGCGCACGGCAUUGCCCCCGUCUCCCACCCCCCCCCCCCCCCCCCCCCCCCUAAGGCCGAAGCCGACAGAGACAUCCCCUCUGACCAAUAGCCCCCCCUGCCGCCGCCAGCACAUUCCGUCGCCUCUGGAAACCACCCCCCACCUCCCAGCAUCAGACACAGCCCGACCCUCCAGAACAUCGGCCGCACCAGUUUGACAUGUGUAUCUACGAAGUCUUGUUCCUAAGAUCACACAACCAGCCCAGGAGUGACCUACCCACAGCUAGCCCCAUCCCAUCCACACCCACACAUCCCUCCAUCCUCAUCCUCAUCUCACCUACUUACCGCCCACCCCCCCCAUCGCCCCCUCACUCCCCCACAACGUCAGCAAUAACUGUGUUCUCAAGGAUUCAAUGAUUGGAUUGGUUUAUAUCCUUAGUUGGCUGUUGUUUUAAUGGAAAGUUGACCUGUUGUGGUUCUAGGUGUUAAUGUUUUGUUUGUGAAAAACGAAAAAAAAAAAAAAGCAUUUCUGACAUGAGGCUUUGCAGUCUGCUGCCUCCUGACCAGUAGAGGCACAGAGGCAGAAAAGUUGAAGCCCCCCUUUGUACAUUAAUGGCUCAUGUUACUGCUCUCUUCUUCUUUUCUUCUUUUUUUUUUCCCUCCCCCCCUCCACCUUUUCUUGUGACGGGGGGAAAAUGUGUAUUAAAGUAAACCAGACAGAAUCACAAACCGUACAUCCUGUCCUUCCCCACCAGGCGUCUUGCUUCCCCUCAGCCCAGUCUGGCCCUUAGCUCUCCCUGGCAAUGUUGUCCGCUUGCUCAUCAGAGGGAUCCAUAAUGCUGUCAGCGUGGAGCUCUCUCAGACUGUCAAAGUAUCUGCUCCUCUCAUAUUGCAGAUAAGGAUACCUGACAUCCUUUGUGAGUUUUAGGACCCCUGUAUUUACACACGCUUCGUCCCUCAUGGGUUUUUUUGUCAUGAGUUAAUAGCGUCGUAUCAGAGAGCACUUAGGCGUGGAUUUCAUCUCAUGCCAGCCACGGGAGUGCUAUAUGUGUGAGGUCUGCAGCUUUUUCUGUCUGGAAAGACAACAGCAUGCCAGCAGAGGGCGCUGUCCGCCCGCUCAGAGCUGAGAGAGCUGCACGCCGCUCAUUUUAGUCAGCUGUAGUGACGAAGAACAUGAUCACACACUGCCAACAUUCACAACACAGGACGGGUGAGCAGGGAUCGACCUCCGCCUUAUUGUUUAACAAGAUCUCACUGCACCUCACCACCACCACCCUGCACCCACCCACCCACUCCUCUCCCACUGUCAUGGCCCACCCUCCACAUCUGCUCAUGAACCAGUAUGCAUCCACCAAUUCCUUUAAGUGUGAGGGGACAGUAGAGUUUAGAUUCCCUGAAGGAGCAAGGGGGACAGUGUUCUUGCAUGCUGGCUUUGUUAAUGACAGUGGUGUGUGCGUGUGCGCGCGUGUGUGUGUGUGUGGGUUUGUAUGUGUGUUCGUAUGUUCCCUCACCCUGUUAUGAUAACAAGCUAUUGUCUUUCCAAAGGAAUAGUCCCUAGGAGUAACUCUUCAAAGCUGUUGCCCUGGUGUCAAGGGAACACCUUUCUAGUACCUCAGUAACAGAUAUUGAAUGUACCGUGCAUACCCUUUUAUUUUUUGUACAGAUUUUCUAGAUACUUCUUUACUAUUCUUUACCAGAAGGGUUGUGAAAUUGUAGCAGUAAUGAUACAAUACAAAAGAAGCAUUGCCCCCGUGAUAUGAAUUGACAAAAUCUACGUAGGUUCGCUAUAGGUCACUGAAUACUCAGGCUUCAAAAACAAUGCGUAUCUCUUUGCCUUUACCUUUAAUUUCCUCAUUGUGGAAAAUUCAGCACAACGCUUUCCCAUUCUUAGACUUCAGACUGUAGUUGAUGUGCUUCGACCUCCAUCUUACUGGCUAUUGAAAAAGGAAGAAAAAACAAGGCGGUCGUCGUGGUCUGCUUUUUUUUUUUUUUUUUUCUUUUUUUAGAACAGAAGUAGUAGAUGCAGUUUUGUUUUUACCCCCCUUCAUUGUCAGGCUGCUCUAUCUAUAGUGCAUGUGAGGUAAUUUUUUAGGGGAAAUACUAUUGGCUUAAAGAAUUUAUGUCAUCUUGCUGUUUCCCUUUGCUCCCCGACCCCUCCCUCAGAGUGUUUUCAACCCGAUUUGCCAUUUUUGUCGUGGUCAGUUUCCAGUGAUGUACAGUUUUCCCUCAGAGUCUAUGAGAGACAUGGAGCAUGUCUGUGUCCUGAGAUGCUAGGCUCCUCUGUCAUGUGAUGAGUAUAUAUUUUUUAAAAAUAACCCCCAUAGUUCCGAUUAUGAGCAUAAUAGUAAUCUUAAAUUUUUGCUGUUGAUGAUUAUAUAUAUAUUUUUCAGUUCAGCGGUGCACUGUUAUGAAAACCAUUCUGUUUUAUUGUAGGAUUUCAUUUUUAUGGAUAUGCUGUCUGUGUUCUACAUGUUGUACUGAAACAUUUCGGAGAAAAAAAAACAAGAGAUCCCUCUCCUGGUGUUUUUUUUUUUUUAUUUUUUUUUUUAAAUGCGUCUUAUCCCAACUGUCUUUUCCAGCUGAUAUCCUCUGGGCCUUACUUAUUCUCUCCCUGUAAAAAUAGCUGUUAUAGAAAGUCGC